Messenger RNA from Dendrobium catenatum, 2087 nucleotides. Its product is annotated as OTU domain-containing protein 5-B. The coding region runs from base 669 to 2072 and encodes 467 amino acids. The record is from RefSeq and is a predicted model, not a curated record. Gene Ontology annotation, molecular function: cysteine-type deubiquitinase activity; K63-linked deubiquitinase activity. Gene Ontology annotation, biological process: protein deubiquitination. Lineage: Eukaryota; Viridiplantae; Streptophyta; Magnoliopsida; Asparagales; Orchidaceae. The transcript is spliced from 9 exons.
AUUAUAAUUUCAUUUGGAAGCCACGUCACUAUAUUCAGCCGCGUCAUCGGCCGCCGGAGACGCGCACGUGCACCAUCGACGAUCAAUCCGCUGCAGAGAAGCCACUGGAAAUCCACGUCGGCAUCGGGCCGAGGGAAGUGGCUUCACAAAAAGGGCCCCCGAGCUAUCUCCCGAUUCCCAUUUUUCUCCCCGCCUUUCAAUUUUUCUAGUCCGACUGCCGAAAGUAGGCUGGGGAAAUAAGACUCGCGCUUAUUGGUCUCCUUUGUUGUGCAUAAACCCUAGUAUUUACUCGGAUUCAUCGGUUGCUCAGUUCAUCGAGUUGGUGCUCUUUGGUGGGAUCUUUGAUUCUGUGCCACCCCUCGAGGGGAUUAGUUAUCGUAUAUCUUGAGCUGGAUUUGAGUUUAGGCAAGUGUUUCUUCUUGGUGCUCUGGGUUGAAGUCGAGGGUUUGGUUCUCAUGAGAAUUGUUAGGGGGAUGCAGAAAUCGGCCUGUGGGGAGGAGAUCGUGCAGGGUUGGAAAGAUUUGUUCUGCAAAGGAAUUGGCAUCACAGCGCCCAAGGCGAGAACUCGUGAUAAACCUGUGGGCUUUGUUUGGAAUCUCUGAUUUGCGUGAAGGGGCACGAAAGUGGAGAAAUAAAUAAAGGACGGCCUGGUGUUUCUGUAGAGCAGGAUGACUCGAAUAUUGGUUCAGCGGGGCUCAGGGAGUUCUUCCACGAGCCAAAACCGCCCGUCUUCAAGUUCAGUUCCACCGCCUGUGCCACAGGGUGCAUCAAACACUAAGGAGGAACAGGAAAAGGAGCAGACUCAGGAUCCUAGUGGUUUGAACGACCUUAUGCAGCAUUGUGUUGGUAUUGAUGAGAAAGUCGCUAGUAGCAAUGAGAUUCCAACUGAAAGUUCUCAGGGAAGUAAGAUUGAAGUUACGAACAUUGAACAAAUUGAGAACAAAAAACCUUAUAUUGAAGAAUCUGUUGAGUCUGCUGUUAGAGUAAGAGUUUCUGGCGGGCUUCAUUUAUCUGAGAAGUUGGAACGUGAUGAUUCUGUUUCUGUGGGUGUUGGGCCAUCGCAAAUGCUCAUUGGUGGGUCUAAUCCCCCUCCUCCUCCUGUCCCACCUCCAAAGCCAUCGUCAUCAAAUACGGGAUCAAGAAGAUUAGGGCUUGGGUUUUCUAAUGCAGUGACUAUUGGUUCUAGAAGACAAGUGGCACGUCCUGUGGUUUCUACAUGGUCAUCAGCUUCAGGCUCCUUGCCUUCUUCUCCUAGAUCAUAUGUGGAUGGUGAAGGGUACAAUAGUGCAGAUGAACAGGGUCCUUGUUUUUCCUCCCCUUAUAAUGAUGUGGAAAGGGAGCGACUCUUUGAAAUUGAAAUUAGGCGGGUGAAGGGUUUAGAUGUUAAGAAGAUGGCGGAAGACGGUAAUUGCCUAUUUCGAGCCGUUGCUGACCAAGUUUAUGGUGAUCCUGAAGUGUAUGAUUUAGCCCGGCAGAUGUGCAUUGAUUACAUGGAAAGGGAAAGGGAUCAUUUCUCACAGUUCAUAACGGAGGGCUUUACAGCAUAUUGCAAGAGGAAAAGGCGAGACAAGGUUUAUGGAAAUAACUUGGAAAUCCAAGCCUUCUCAGAGAUGUACAAUCGUCCUAUUCACAUUUAUUGCUACAGUACAGAACCUAUCAACAUCUUCCACGGAAGCUAUGGGACAGACACACCACCAAUUAGGUUAAGUUACCACCGUGGAAAUCAUUACAAUUCACUUGUUGAUCCCCGCAGAUUGACAAUUGGGGCUGGCCUUGGAUUUAGCUGUCUUCGGGAGGCAAAUGUUGAUAAGGACCAGGUGAAGGCUGCUAUCAAGGCCCAGCAAGACCAGCAGAUUGACAAUGCACUUCUUGCUGAGGGACGUUUCUACUCGGACUUGGAGCUAACAGAGAAAGAAAUAGAGCGCAUGGUCAUGGAGGCCUCUCGAGCUGAAUAUCUUGUUGAGGACAAGUUGAGGCAACUUUGUUCGCAGGAAACUUCCACAUCUAGAGCUGAACCAUCUUCUUCUGGUACAAGAGUUACAAGUCGAACAAUCGUAGCCAAUCUCAAGUAAGGGUUUGGCACUUUC